Molecule: messenger RNA, 2871 nt
Organism: Homarus americanus (American lobster)
Lineage: Eukaryota; Metazoa; Arthropoda; Malacostraca; Decapoda; Nephropidae
Gene: Polr2D
Product: DNA-directed RNA polymerase II subunit RPB4-like
Exons: 3
Coding region: 126-1808 (560 amino acids)
Biological process (GO): nuclear-transcribed mRNA catabolic process, deadenylation-dependent decay; mRNA export from nucleus in response to heat stress; transcription initiation at RNA polymerase II promoter
Cellular component (GO): P-body; RNA polymerase II, core complex
Molecular function (GO): translation initiation factor binding; nucleotide binding
Source: RefSeq, a predicted model, not a curated record
CGCCACUGAACUCCAGUUUCCUAAAGAAUUUGAAAAAGCCGAGACGCUGCUAAUCUCUGAAGUACACAUGCUGCUGGAGCACCGUAAGCAGACCAAUGAAAAUGCCGAGGAAGAGCAGGAAUUAAAUGAGUUGUGUGGUGCAGCAUAAAGAAGGUCAAGACAGUUGGCCAGUUGGCUCACACAUACCCUUCAUUGAAAGGAGCAUGGAACCAUUAGCAAAAAGAACUUCUAGUGGUUUAGAUGGUGCCAUUAGUUUGUUGCAGCAACGCUUGGGGUCAAAGAAUGCAGUAUCUGUCUUUUUAAUCCCACCCAACCCAGUUGAGAAUAAUAAUUGCACCAAAGUCAAGACUUCACAAGGCAUCAUAAGAACCAAGGAAAGUAAGAGAUCAGAUAGCACUGAUUCUGCUUCAGAAGAUUCAAAGGACUUUGUUCACAUAUGUGGUGAAGUCAUUACUAUAAAAGAUAAUUUACAAGCAAGCUCAAGUGUAAUAAAGGGUAAUCGUCAAAACUUAUCUGAGUCUUUAGAUAAAACUGCACUCAACAGAGCUCAUGAUACAGAGUGUGUAACAGAGACAAAAGGCCCAUGUAGAAGUUUGGCAGAUACUCCCCUAGACUCCACGAUGACGUCAGAGGCUGAUGAAUCAGACACCAAGGACAAGCCACAUUCAUCUACCUUUUCUACCUGUCCAAAUAAGUUCAUCUUAGAUAGCAAAGCAGAUGACUCCUGCUUCAAGAAUUCAUCAGUGUCAGUACAUAAAAUCUCUCUGGAAGACAAUAGUGAUUUAGUGUCAAAAAUCACUGAAAAUAAUCCCUCAGAGGAAAAUUGUAUCAGCAAUUCUUCUCCUCAAAAUGAAAGUUCUAAAGCAGUUCACUCCAAUAGCCCCCAACAUAUGGAAGUUAAUGAAGGUUCACUACGCAAUCACAGUCAACGUAAGUUUACUUCAGACAUUGCAUCAUCUCAAAAUUCCUCUUGUAAGGGAGUAGAAAAUACCACAAGUGAACCAAUGUUAUUGGAAAAACAAACUUGUGACAUAACUAAGAAAGCAGAGGAAUGCUCAGGAUCUUCUAUGUAUAAGGUACCAAAAAAGGGUCUUCCUAAAAGAGUCUCACACAAAUAUUACUUAAGAACACAAAGGGACCUUCCUAAACGGCUCUCACCCAUGGCACCAACAAAUGUUAAUAUGAAGGUUGUCACAGUACCAAAGAGAAAUACCUGUGCAAUAAAAAUCACUUUUCCACCACUUCCUGUUAAUAGAGAGAAUAGCUAUAUCGGUGUGUUUUUUGAAAUGGCAAGAGUUCUUGGAUGUGAGUUUAAUAUAGAGGGGAGACAGACAAACAUGGGCAAAAAAAAACAGUUUGUCAAUCCUCAUCAGACAAGUCAAUUGCCUAUUCAACAUACACCACUACCCAUUCAACACAUGGAAGAGACUCAAAAGCAUAUUUCUUCUCAUUUUAAUCAACAGUACCAAACACAUUCAGAUAUAAAUGGAUCAUUAUCACCAACUCUUACCAAGCUUAUGAAAAAUCCUUCCACAUGUGGAAAUGCUUUUAAAGAGUUGAAGGCACUGCUACAUUCUAAGGGUACUCACCUUUCACACAGUCCAGCUAAUGAUAGGGUAUGUAAUGAGGAAUAUCCUUUGCCUGUGAAUCCACAGGUUAUUUUGAAAUGUCCAUCCUUUCCCCAGCAAAGUUUACAGAGUUUAAGUAAUCAGAAGAGCAAUAUAUCGAGCAUAAAUGAUGAAAAGAGAGAGUCACAGACAUCUGUUAAUGGAGAUGAAUUCAAGAUUUCACACUCUCUUUUCUCUUGAGUUACUGAGUUAGAAUACAGCAGCAAAUGAUGUACAGUACAACAUAACACCCAAAUGGAUACACUGUACAAUACGUUAAACCUACGAGGGAAAUUAAAAUUUGUACACCUCUAAACUCCAUUUGUAGUUAUUAUUAUUAUUUUUAUUAUUAUUAUUAUUAUUAUUGUUUCAGUUACUGUAUUAUUAUUAUUAGAUAGAUAGAAGGGACAGAUAGAAAGAUGCAUGGGUAGAUACAUUCAGGAGCCAGUGCCUGCCCAGUACUUGCCAACAGUGCAUAGCAGAGGUGUAAAGUUACAGUGUGGUUGGAUAGAAAGAUAAAUAGUAAGUUGAUUUAACUAAAAAUAGACAAAGGAAGGUGUUAAGAGGCACAAUUAAAUGAAUAAUGAUAACUAAUGAAGUUGUAAGGCAUUUGUAUUAAAUAUAUCUACCUAUCUAUUUAUAUCUAGACAGUAUAUCAACCUACCCUAUCUAUAUCUGUACAUUAUAUUAUCUCUCUCCCUCCAUCCAUCUGUCUGUCUGUCUGUUUACUCAUCUUUCUAUCCAUCUUUUGAUAUGUCACAUAUAAAACUACUGUUUCUGGAAUGUUAUGUACAUCAAGAUAUUGUAGAGAAAAUGGUCAGUUCUACAGAUUGUAACCCACCUUUAAGAUUUUGACAAAAAGUAUUCAUAGUUAAGACUCAUUAUCACCAAAGUGCAGUACGUAGAUGACUUGAGUGCAAAUUUUACUACAACACAUUAAUCACUUUAUUCAUCCUUGAAGCCAAUAGCAGUUUAUAAAAAAAUAAUAAAGUCAUUAGUAUGGAGAAAUAUCCACUUGGGAUGACAAGUGUCUAUUCAUGGUCAUCAUUGUCGAAUUUGUUUGGUCAUUUGUCAGUUUAACUGGUAAAUUGACGAUUUAAAUAUUGUGUUGAAAGUUCCUCUUAAUUUCAAAUAGAACUAUUCUAUGUUGUUUCAGCCAUUAAAGCUUGCUUCAACUUGAGAAAUGCCGAAAACAAAACAAAAUUUGUUAACAAUUCCCCGACCUGGUGAUUUUUAUUGAAAAAAAAAAAAGAUUAGGUGAAAA